CCUUCCGGCGUGGCGUUCUCGAACGUUCUACUUCUACUGCAUCUCCAGCCCUUGUUUUGUCCACGUCAGCAGUCCUUCAGCUCAUCUCGGAGCUCUAUGUUUUCCUCUUCUCUCUCUCCGCUCUCUCUCUCUCUCUCCUCUGUCUUCUCUCUCUUCUCUUUCCCUGACGAAAGGAUCUCUCUCUCUCUCUCUCUGUAACUGUUUACACAGUCUUACGUUUCUUGGUCCGGUCAAGGUUGUCGGAAACACAAAAUCUGAAAAAUAUCCGAACUAAGACAUUUUUGGAGAUCCAAACUUAGAUUUUCAGGAUUAUUCUCUGACGUUGUUAUUAAGUUUUAGUUACAAUGAUUUUCUUGGUAAUUUGAGUUCGGAUCUAGGUCACUUAUGGCGAUUAAUGAAGCUUUGCAGGGUGAAAGCAAUUUGUUGGGUUUCAAGCCGUUUUUAGGCAGCUAACAACGUUUGGCGUUUGUUUCGCAUCCAUUGUGUAUAUAUUCGGUUAUGGAUUUGCUGUCGGCAUCACUCUGUAAUCGGUCAACACACUUUGUGUUAGAUUUACAAGGGUCUGUAAUUGCAGAUGUUUAUUUUUGAAAUCAGCGCUGUCCGCUAUUCUUUUUCCGGAUUCAAGAAGAUAUUUUUUUCGUUCUGAACUUGGGCCGUGUUUACUGCUAGUGUUUUGUGUGACUGACAGGGAGUGUCCUGAUGAAUGUUAAUAGUGACGAGGACAGACAACUGUCGGAACUAAACCACCGCUCAUGGGAGGGCGAGGGGGAGAGGGGUAACAAUGGAGUGGAGGAUGAGGAAAGGAGGUUAGUCGAGGAAGAUGAGUCGAAAAGUAAUGGAAGAGCUGGAGAUGUAAAAGGCCGGCUAGGUGGGGCUGUUCAAACCCAGACUGUUACUCAACAGCCUCAAGGGUCGACGGUUUGCUGGGAGAGGUUUCUACAUGUAAGAUCUCUUAAAGUUUUGCUGGUGGAAUAUGAUGAUUCUACUCGCCAUGUUGUCACCGCACUGCUUCGCAAUUGCAGUUAUGAAGUGAUUCCAGUAGCAAAUGGAGUGCAAGCAUGGAAGAUUCUUGAAGAUUUGACUAAUCAUGUUGAUCUAGUCUUAACUGAGGUAGUCAUGCCGUGUGUAUCAGGCGUUAGCCUUUUAAGCAAGAUUAUGAGCCAUAAGACACGGAAAAAUGUUCCUGUGAUCAUGAUGUCAUCUCAUGAUUCAAUGGGCCUCGUCUUUAAGUGUUUGUCAAAGGGUGCUGUUGACUUUUUAGUGAAGCCUAUUCGAAAGAAUGAGCUUAAGAACCUCUGGCAGCACAUUUGGAGGAGAUGCCAUAGUUCUAGUGGUAGUGGAACGGGAAGUGAAAGUGGCAAUCAAACCCAAAGGUCUAUAAGAUCAAAAAGUGUUGAAAAGUCUGAGAACAAUAGCGGAAGCAAGGAUGAGGAAGAUACUGAUUUGAAUGUUGGAGAUGGUAGUGACAAUGGGAGUGGCACUCAGAGUUCUUGGACAAAAAGAGCUGUAGAAGUUGACAGUCCGCGACAUGCGUAUUCAUGGCCCCAUCCUGAUAGUACUUGUGCCCAAGUAGUUCACUCAAAUGCUGAAUCACUUGGUAACAAAUUGGUUCCUGCAGCUGCGACAAGGGAGUGCCAGCAACAGAAGGAACAAAAUGACAACUUUGCAAUGGGAAAAGAUCUGGAGACAGGCCUGACCAAUAUUGAAGAAUUACAGCAUGGGCAGUGUAAUGAUUUUUCAACAAAACUAGCAGGAGCAAGACAGAAUAAUCUGCUUGAGACAGGUUCCAGUAAACUUGACGAGAAAAUUGAUAAGGGAAAGCUGAACUUGAAACGUGAGAGUCCUUCCAGCAUGCUGAAGUAUGAUGGUGCUACAAUAACAGACGUUAACAAUAAGGCGCAUAGUAAUGUUCAUGAAAUUUCAUCCGUGGAGCUCAGUUUGAAAAGGCUUAGAGGAGUUAAAGGCACUGAGACAACAGUACAAGAUGACCGCAAUGUCUUGAGACGGUCAGACUCUUCAGCCUUUUCAAGGUAUAACACAGCCUCAAAUGCUAACAAGGGUCCUUCUGGGCAUGUUGGAAGCAACUCUCCACAUGAUAAUAGUGGAGAAGUUACGAAAAAGGAAUUCUUUCGCGGCAUUCGAUCUCAUUCAAGAGAUAACCCUCCCAAUCAAUGCUUGAAAGGAGGCAGCAAUAUCAAUGAUAUGGGAUCCACUACUAAUAAUGCCCUUCCGAAAUCUCAAGUUGCAAACAAGUCAGAAGCAGCAUCCACGGUCCAACUUUUGCAUCCAUCAUCUGCUUUCCAUCCUGUGAAGGACCUUAAGAGUGCUACCGAACAUGUUAUAAAAGAUAAUUCUAGCAAUGUGGAAACAACAGUACGGGUUCAAUCAAGAGACACCCAGAAGCAACACCAAAUCCAGAACCGCCAUCAUGAUUAUGAUCAGCAUCGGGUCCAUCACCAUGUUGUCCACAAUAUGCAAGAGCCACAGCUGCGUGACAAUAAUGAUUUAUCUUUGAAGAAAUUGGCUGCAGCUGCCCCACAUUGUGGAUCAUCGAAUGCCCUAACUGGGCCUGUUGAAGGUAACCCUGGAAAUUAUAGCAUCAAUGGGAGUGGUUCAGGUAGUAACCAUGGGAGCAAUGGGCAAAACGGAGGCAGCGGUGGACAUAAUGUUGGAGGUACAAAGCUAGAAAGUGAUUAUGGAGUUGCUGGGAAAAGUGGAAGUGGUGACGGUAGCGGAAACCAGAGUGGAAAUAGAGUAGAUGAAAACAUGUUCAAGCAGAGAGAAGCUGCCUUGACCAAGUUCCGUCAGAAAAGAAAAGAGAGAUGCUUCCGAAAAAAGGUUCGGUAUCAAAACAGAAAGAAACUGGCAGAUCAACGACCUCGAAUUCGAGGACAGUUUGUGCGGCAUACAAUGAGCGAGAACACGAGCAGGACAACAGAUAGCUAACUCGGGCACUUCCGGUAACAUAGGUUUGAAACUUGGUGAUUACUUGUGAGCUGUUAUCAGUUAAAUGCAUAUGUAUAUUUUCUUGCAACUCUUAUGAGCAAGGUGCUACGUAAAUAUUCGUGUAGACAGAUUUGGAGGUGUAGGACGUGAGAAUUCCAGACAAGACCACACCUUGAAGCUGCAGUCGAUUAAUGUGGAUUUCAAAUUGCUUCUUUAAACAGGAGGCCGUCGGCUUUAUGCCAUCAGUGUCCUUUUAUUUCGUGUUAAAGAAUAAAAUGUCUUCAAUGCCUUCUCUAGACUAUUGGCUUCUCGGCAUUAGGCCGAGACUCGAGAGCCGGCCAAUAUUUCACUUGAGGUUAGGUUGCUCUCUCUACCGCAGGCGGGUUGGCCAAGGCGGUUUGCCCGCCAUGUUGAAUCUGAGUUUGAAUUUCCCU
Malus domestica (apple) is the source of this 3380-nucleotide messenger RNA. RefSeq names its product two-component response regulator-like APRR7. Gene Ontology annotation, biological process: phosphorelay signal transduction system; cytokinin-activated signaling pathway. Lineage: Eukaryota; Viridiplantae; Streptophyta; Magnoliopsida; Rosales; Rosaceae. The record is from RefSeq and is a predicted model, not a curated record. Gene Ontology annotation, molecular function: protein binding.